AAUUUCUCAUGACCAUUUAUUAAUAAAAAAUACUUUUCCCACUCCACUCUCUACUUCUCCAUAUUUUCUUCUCCGAUCGACAAAUCGAUUCUCCGGUUCUCUCUAUAAUCUAUCUGCUUCUGUACGAUCAAUCGGAAAGUUCUAGAAGAAGAUGUCGUCGAAUUCAAAGUUAAUGCCGAAUCUGGAUGAGCGAAGUACGAAGAUGCUAAACCUCACUGUGCUACAGAGAAUCGAUCCGCGUAUUGAGGAGAUCCUCAUCACAGCUGCUCAUGUUACGUUGUACGAGUUCAACGUCGACCUCAAUCAAUGGAGCCGCAAGGAGGUUGAAGGUUCUUUCUUUGUAGUUAAGAGGAGUGCUCAGCCAAGGUUCCAGUUCAUUGUUAUGAACCGCAGGAGUGCAGCAGAAAAUAUGGUGGAAGAUCUCUUGGGAGACUUUGAGUUUGAGGUUCAGGUUCCAUACUUGUUGUAUCGCAAUGCAGCCCAAGAAGUCAAUGGUAUUUGGUUUUACAAUGCACAUGAAAUUGAGGAGGUUGCAGAUCUCUUCGGCAGAAUUUUAGGUGAAUACUCAAAGGUUCCCCUGAAGCCACAGCUAAGAAAAAGUGAGUUUGCAGAUCAUGAGGUGGUCCCAAUGAGUACAGCAAUAGAAGGGACAUCUGGACCAGCAUUUACCACCUCUACGGAUGGGUUUGGUGCUGAUGAUUCUUCCUUUAUGAACUUUUUCAAUAGUGCUGCAACUAUUGGGCAUACCUCUUCGACUGUUGUGAACUCCGGACUGCCAUAUCAUUAUCCAGUUCCAACUUUUGAUCCAUCACCCCGAGUUCCAAGUCCCCUGCCUUCUCCUGCUCCAAUUUUGCAAGUCUCAUUACCUGUUCAGUCAGCUCCAUCACCUCCUCGACAGUCACGCCGCGAUUCUGCUAACCUGAUCAAUAGUACUAAUUACCCUGCAAAUCUUGUGAAGCCUUCUUUCUUUACACCCCCUGUGUCACCUGUAUUGGUGACAACUUCUGUCUCCUCAGCUACAUCAACUCCCGUCCUUUAUCCUCAUGUGAAUCCACAACGCCCACAUGGUACACUUCUAGUUCAACCCUUCCGAACACCUACUUCGCCUCCAUUUCUCACUUCUACUCAGAUUCCUCCACAAAGUGUGACACUAAGCAGAGAGAAGGUUCAAGACGUGCUUCUAAUGCUUGUUCAGGACAAUCAGUUUAUCGACUUGGUCUACCAAAAGUUGCUUAAAGCACAUUCAUGAUUCCGUGAGAAGUGUGGUGAUGUUGUAGAUCUUGAUACCAUGUAAAAGUAGUUUGUACAUAUUUGUUUCUUCUGCUGGGGAUUGGACUUACCUUCUUUUCACCUCACGAAGAGAUCGACUACACCUAUGACUUGAUGUAAUAUAUGAAACUUGGACAAUCCUGAUGAAAGUCUAUGAACAAUUGAAUAUCGACAAUGGCAAACCUUUUAAACAUUUCUGUAAAUUCUAUGCACAGUUCUGGUAAGAGUUUGGUGAACACGUCAUGCCUCUGGUCUGUGGAAUCA
Messenger RNA from Solanum lycopersicum (tomato), 1533 nucleotides. Its product is annotated as mRNA-decapping enzyme-like protein. NCBI's taxonomy places the organism in Eukaryota, Viridiplantae, Streptophyta, Magnoliopsida, Solanales, Solanaceae. Gene Ontology annotation, biological process: deadenylation-dependent decapping of nuclear-transcribed mRNA; deadenylation-independent decapping of nuclear-transcribed mRNA; positive regulation of catalytic activity. Gene Ontology annotation, molecular function: mRNA binding; enzyme activator activity. Gene Ontology annotation, cellular component: P-body. The record is from RefSeq and is a predicted model, not a curated record.